GAGGAAUGCGUAUUUUCCAUAAAUCCAGAGGGAGGUUUUCGGGAAAAAACUAAUCCUGUGUGAGCCCGCUUUUAGAGGGCUGUUUACAUGCGGAAAGACGCCCCCCUCAUGCGUAAAAAGGCAGGACACACAGGACGCAGCGUUACGACGUUGCUGCUCACCUGAAAUCAGUGCAGUGUACAGACAGACAGACAGGCAGGCAUACAGACAUACAGACAGACGGGCAGGUACACUGAGGAGUGGAGCCGGAAGAACAAGCAGGUCGACUUAUCCUGAUAGUAACUUUUCCAUAGUAACUCUGAGUGUUUCUUUGGUUACAACCCCUCUGCUUUUUCAAACGUUAUUUAUUCAUGAAAGUGAAGCGACAUCGGAGGAAACAUGACAGAGCAAGGAAAGAAGCUGAUUAUGAUCGCGGUGGAUGUUCUUUGUGUCUUUGUUGCGGCUCUGCCAUCAGCCAUCCUGACGCUGAUGUUCAGCCCAUACCAAAGAGGAAUCUACUGUGACGAUAAGAGCAUCAGCUACCCCUACAGGAGAGACACCAUCUCUCACGGAGGCAUGGCUGCCGUCACUAUCAUCUGCUCCAUCGUCAUUAUCACCACAGGGGAGGCCUACCUUGUGCACACAAAGCGCCUGCACUCCAACUCCCAGUUCAACCAGUACCUGUCGGCCCUUUAUAAGGUGGUGGGCACCUUCCUGUUCGGAGGAGCCGUCAGCCAAUCACUGACCGACUUGGCCAAAUUCACUAUAGGUCGUCCCCGUCCAAACUUCUUAGCUGUGUGUGCGCCGGUCAGCUGUAACGGAUACAUACUGCAGAUCAACUGUACUGGCAACCCCCGCAAUGUGACAGAAUCCAGGUUGUCGUUCUACUCCGGCCACUCGUCCUUCGGGAUGUACUGCAUGCUCUUUCUGUCGCUCUACAUUCAGGCCCGGAUGCAGGGGAAGUGGACGCGACUGGUUCGACCAACAAUCCAGUUCUUCCUGGUGGCCUUUUCUCUGUAUGUAGGAUACACUCGUGUGUCUGACUACAAACACCACUGGAGUGACGUUCUGGUGGGGCUGCUGCAGGGAGCUCUCAUCGCUGUGCUCACUGUCCGAUACGUGUCCGACUUCUUCAAGCAGCGCCCCCCUCGCUGCACACGGCCAGACACAACAGAGGUCGAGCACCUCGAACGCAAACCGAGCCCACAGCCCCCCGACUCGCAGCACGGAAACCACUACAACUACUCUGGAAAUGUAUGAGUUCUUUACAGCAAGCAGCAGUUUACUCUUACUAACCUGGGCCUACACUCUAUCAGCAGCUCCGUUACCAAAGGACCUGUGAAUUAUAUAACACAAUGCAGUAACCACUACCUGGAGAUCCAGACUAGACAUGCUCCACUCGGAGACUUCCCAACAAUUUUUACAGCUAUGAAAACUCAAGAGAUUCCCAAAACCUGUUGGAACAGAAGGUCUGCCGUGUCUGUGUGUGUGUGUGUGUGUGCUGUUUGUGUUGG
Molecule: messenger RNA, 1493 nt
Organism: Morone saxatilis (striped sea-bass)
Lineage: Eukaryota; Metazoa; Chordata; Actinopteri; Moronidae
Gene: plpp2a
Product: phospholipid phosphatase 2a
Exons: 6
Coding region: 379-1239 (286 amino acids)
Biological process (GO): phospholipid dephosphorylation; signal transduction; phospholipid metabolic process
Molecular function (GO): phosphatidate phosphatase activity
Source: RefSeq, a predicted model, not a curated record